Messenger RNA from Ectocarpus siliculosus, 1131 nucleotides. The record is from the annotation of a GenBank genome assembly. NCBI's taxonomy places the organism in Eukaryota, Phaeophyceae, Ectocarpales, Ectocarpaceae.
AUGAUGGAGCGUUCCUGCCGCAAUGGCAGCAAUGUUGAGGAGAGUGACGACGAGGAUGCGAAACACGUAGCAUUCCUGAGAGCAAGGGUUGUCGAAGCGGCUCGCGAGGGAGAUACGCCAGAGAUGAAGUACCUGAUGGGCAUCACGGCAGCCAAAAGGCUCCUGGCUGCCACUGAUGAGAGCUCGCGGUGGGGCUUGUUACACUUCAGCUGCAGCCGGGGCUUUUUGGAUAUCACGACUAUGUUGCUGGAAGCGGGAACUAAAGCUCUGAAAGCGGUCGACAAGCACGGCAAGACCUGCCUCCAUGUCGCUAUAGAGCACGACUGCAGGGACGUCAUAGAGCUCCUGCUGGACUGGCACGGUCACGCAGAAGUCAUCGAGCUUCUACUGCGGCAUGGGGCGGAUGUGACUGCUAGAGAGGCAUGGGCUGGUCGAACCCCUCUCCACUACGCCUGUCAAGCAGGCUCCCUCAAGGCAGCGACCGCCCUGAUCAUCAAGGGCGGAGCAGAUCCUCACGUGCCCGACCUUUCUGCUGCGAGACACACUCCUCUCGAAGCUGCAGUGGUGUCCGGGUACCGGGCACUUUCGCACCGCCUUGUUAUCUUGGUGGACAGCCGCCAGAGAGCCGACGAGAAAAGACAAGCCAUCCUCGAGGGCUUCGAUAUGGCCUCGCGCGAGGCAGUUCGCCGAGAAACGAAGCUGGUAAAAAAUGCGGUUUCGUCUCUUAGAGGCAGAGUCGUGGGUAAACGCUCGCUGGUAAGGUUGGAAAAACAACAGCUGACCGAAACUCUGAGGGGCCACCUAUCCCGAGCCAAGACGCGCCUGCGCAACCUUCAAUCUCAGCACGAGCGGCUCCAUGCCAGGGAAGAGAAAUGCAGUCCCGUUACCGCCGUGAUUCCGGCUGCUUCUGUGCCAGACUGUCGUCCGAGCACGUGCCCAACGUUGUCUGCCACGGGUGGGCUCCGUGGGGGUAGUCGUAUGGCACGCAGGCCUCUAUUACCACCCGGGUCUGCUGGUGGAACCUUGAGCAGGCAUGGCGUCCUUGGGAACCAAAGCGGGGUUCCCGGUAUUAUAAAGAGCCCGCCUGGCGAACGUUCCGUGCGCUUGGCCUGGGGAACAGGUCGUGGAUAG